AUGCCAUUCGACUUUAAAAAAUACGACCAAAAAUGCCAGGGCCUCACGCUAGAGGAGCUGCAGCGGGAGUGGGAGCACUAUACGCGAUUAAUUUCCGGUGCUGCCACCUCCACUGCAGUGUCUGGCUGUGCCAUUCCGUUGACCCUUGGAGUUUCCACAAUUGGCGUUGCAAUGGCCGCACCAGCUAUUCAUAACGCGCGCAAGAAGCGAGAGAUUAUCGAAAGACACCUUAAUCGACUCAACGCGACACAUCAUACCCGAAAGCGAGAUGUCCUCGGUAGCAUGGCCGUCAGUGGAACAAUCGGCGUGGUAACACUUGGUGUUGGCUCAAUGGGCGCCGAUGCCGUCGCAACAGCUGGCGCAGAACAUGGGAUUCAAUCCAUCAUUGCGAACGAAACGGCUAUCAAACUUGUUUCUCAUGCUGCUCUUGAUGGAGCGGGGAUGGCUGUUGAACAUGCACAUACGAACCAUUUGAAGAAGAAAGAUGCGAAGAAAGCAUUCCAAAAGGCUGGUGUGUUUCAAGCUGUGCAAGAUGCUAAAGCUGCUGAGGCUGGGUAUUCUAUUCAGCCAUACCAGAACAAUGGGCAAUAUCCAGUAUACGCAGCUGCUGGGCCUUCACAAGCUUUGCCUUUGCCUCCUCCGCCGUACACUGCUGCUGUCGUCCAGGCACCCCCUCAACCUACGUACACUCUGGAUCCGAAUGCGUAUCCCCAGGACUUCAAGAGUCCGAUGUUAUCUCAACCGGCUCCUCAACAAAACGGAUAUCUAGCACCAAACAUGACAGGACAGCAGUCGUUUCAGCAACCUUACGACUACACCCAGCAACAACAUGUCCCGAUAUCCACUGCACCGUCGCCUAUGCCUUCAGUCAGCACACAAAUGUUCUCACCACCUCAAACCCCUGCUACACAUUACCCUCUCCCGCAGCAUGUACCAUACCAACAGGGAGGAAAUUCUCCAUACAUCCCUGGUACACCUCAGACAUUUGACAUGUCGACAAUGCAACAGGCUCUUCCGGUGACUCCGGCCCCUCCUGCUACAUAUGCACCACAACUUCAACAGUAUCAUCCGUCAUCACCUCCACAGGACAACUCGCGAAAUUAUCAAGCGCAGCCUACCCAGCAAUACUAUCCAUCCCAGAUUGCUCAAGCUACCCAAGCAGGAUACCCUCCACCACCAGCAGCGACUCCAUCUGGGUACCCUCCAGCAAUCAUGACUCCCCAUUGUCCAACACCGCAGCCAGUACCUGCAUCUCAGCUGCCACAGCCGACUCCGCCAACCAGUGUAAUUCAGAGUCCAGUGCAGCAGAUCGUGCAACAUCACACUGGGUAUCAACCAGCCAUACCAGCCUACCAGCCGCAGACACAAGCACAACCAGGUUAUCCAUCGCCUCAGCAAAGCAACAUGUAUCAACAACAUCAAGCGCAUCCAUCCGUUGACCUAAACAGGAGAGAGUCAGUUCAAAGUAUACCUGCCUAUCAGCCCCAGAAUCAAGGACAAUCAGGUUACCCGGCGCCCCAGCAAAGCAAUACAUAUCAUCAACAUCAAGGGCAUCCAUCCGUUGACCUAAACAGGAGGGAAUCAGUUCAAAGCAUCCAAGCUCCUUCCACUCCGCAUCAGUACAACCCGCAGCAUUAUGGGCCGAUCAGUCCGCAGGAGAAAACAAAUAGUGGCCCGGUUCAAUCUUUCGGCAAUGCAUACGUGCCAGCUCCUCAACCGAACCCUGCACCGAUGGCUUAUCAAAUGCCACCAACUCCUCUUCCAACAGGCUCAACCAUGGCUCAGUAUCAGUACGAUAAUAAAGGAUCUUACUUUCCAGCUCAACCCCAGACACCUCAAGGAACUGGGUACCCAGUGACACCGGCACAAGUAUGA
This is a messenger RNA of Fusarium pseudograminearum CS3096, 1875 nucleotides long. RefSeq lists its product as uncharacterized. Lineage: Eukaryota; Fungi; Ascomycota; Sordariomycetes; Hypocreales; Nectriaceae. The record is from RefSeq and is a predicted model, not a curated record. Bases 1 to 1875 code for a protein of 624 amino acids. The transcript has a single exon.